AUGUCUGAUCCCAGCUCUAGCUUGGCGGCUGACGAGCCCACGUGGCAGCCCGACAGCUCCUCUCUUGAAUGCAAUUUAUGUGGGUCAAAAUUUGGCCUUUUCAACAGACGUCACCACUGCCGUAAAUGUGGAAAGCUUAUCUGUGGCUCAUGCUCCAGCCAAUUCAUCGCCUUUUUCCCCAACUCCCGUAUCGUGCGUCCUCUGGGGCCGCUGCGACGCACGAUUGUCGAAGAGUAUCAUCGCAUGUGUGAUGAAUGUGCGGAUGAAACACGGAUGAUUCGACAGGCACUUGAAGAUCGAGGAACACCUGAAAGAGGACCGCCCACUCCAACCACCAGAGCGGCAGCGAUAGCGAAAAGAGUGGUGCAAGUUGCAACUCGUCCUCUGGAUCUGGCAUCCACUUUGCUAGUGGACGCUGACUCUAGCAGCGACCACAACUUAUGUCCAAUAUGUGCAAAGAACUUGGAAGCACUCUAUGAGGAACAGGUUAGCCGGGAUGACUUGGAAGAUAGCAAUGAAGCACGUGAGGCGUUUAAAGAACGCCAUGUUUCGGAGUGUUUAGUUGAAAGUGACUUUGCUCUGGAGCUACGGCUGGUUGCUGGAUCACCGUUGCGAAAUCGGAUGUUGGUGUAUAAGGUCCCACCAACACAGCCCGGAGAGUCACCGGGCAACGACCAGGAUCACGAGUGUGUGAUUUGCUUGGAGGAUAUCUGUCCCGGAGACAAGGUUGGGCGGUUAGAAUGUCUUUGCGUGUUUCAUUACAAAUGCAUCAAGGACUGGUUCAACCGGAAAGGGCCUGGUCUGUGCCCUGUGCAUUUCUUGCACAAAUGA
Molecule: messenger RNA, 831 nt
Organism: Clavispora lusitaniae ATCC 42720
Lineage: Eukaryota; Fungi; Ascomycota; Pichiomycetes; Serinales; Metschnikowiaceae
Product: phosphatidylinositol-3-phosphate-binding ubiquitin-protein ligase
Molecular function (GO): metal ion binding
Source: RefSeq, a predicted model, not a curated record